AUGGCCCAACGUCCCUUCGUCGUCGAUCCCGCGCUGACCGCGAUCUCGAUCGGCUACCGCAACACUGCUAACAUGCUGAUCGCCGACGAUGUGCUGCCGAUGCAGCCGGUUGGCGGCGAGAAGUUCUCCUGGACCGAAUAUGGUGUCGAGGAAGCCUUCACCGUGCCGGACAACGAAGUCGGCCGCCGUGGCCGCACGCCGGAACUGGAAUUCGGCGGCAGCGAGCGCGAAAGCGCGGUCAAGGAUUACGGCUUUGAAAGCCCGAUCCCCUAUUCCGACAUCACGGAAGCGGCCCGCAUGCGCUCCCAGGGGCUCGGCACGUUCGACCCGGAAAAGCAUGCGGUCAUGCGCAUCACCGACGCCAAUAUCCUGCGCCGGGAAAAGCGUGUCGCAGACCUUGUCCAGGACCCGGCGAAUUACGAAGCGGGCCGCAAGGUCGCGCUCGUCGGCACCGACAAGCUCGACGAUUACGACAAUUCCCAGCCGAUCGAAGUUCUGAAGGAAGCCAUCAACGGCACCUUCAUUUUCCGCGCCAACACGCUGGUGAUGGGCCACAAGGUCUGGCAGGCGAUCUCCUCGCACCCGCAUAUCGUCAACGCCAUUCGCGGCAAUCUGACCGACAAGGGCAUUGUGCGCCGCGAGGAAGUGGCCGCGCUCUUUGAGGUCAACAAAAUCCUCGUCGGCGAAGGCUAUCUAAACGUCGCCCAGAAAGGCCAGCCGGUCGAUCUGCAGCGCGUUUGGGGCAACUCCAUCCAGGCGCUUUACAUCAACCCGCAGGCGCGCCCGGAAGGCGAUGUCACCUUCGGGAUGACCGCCACCUACGGCACCCGCAUCGCUGGCCGUAUCGAGGACAAGGACAUCGGCCUUGAAGGCGGUGUGCGCAUUCGCCAGGGCGACCGCGUGCGCGAGCUGAUCAUCGCCAAGGGUGUUGGCUACCAGAUCACCGGUGCCGUCAGCGACUGA
This is a messenger RNA of Effrenium voratum, 963 nucleotides long. The record is from the annotation of a GenBank genome assembly. Lineage: Eukaryota; Dinophyceae; Suessiales; Symbiodiniaceae.